AAAUAAGGUCUUUGUAAAUAAUGUGUACAUGAAAGUGUCGAGAUCUUUAUAAAUUGUUACAAAACAUGUGGAAGACGUGGUUCUUUUUUUCACUGAUUUACCUGAUAUGCAAGACAAGUGCAUUACCAAAGGAAUGCAAGGAGGACGAAAACGGACUUAAAUACGAAGGUACAAAAAGUAUGUCUUCUUCAGGAGGUCCUUGUCUGUCAUGGAAACAUCAACUUGUGCAAAGACAGUUCAAUACUUAUAAUAACAGUAUGUUAAAGGAAAACUACUGUAGAAAUCCGGAUGGCCACACUAGUCCUUGGUGUUUUGUUGAAUACUUAAAAAUAUACCGAUCCGUCCCUUUUCUUCCUCGCGGUAGGAUUCGUGAAAGUGGUUUCUUCGGUGAUAGGGGAUCAGGCUUUACAUUGAGGCAAGUCAAGCAUAUUAAAAAGGACCCCUGCGAUAUUCCAUUCUGCUUCGAAGCAUCCUUUGAGUGGAAUGGGGAAAAUAAAACGUUUGGAAUUCAAUUAAGUAAUAGUACAAAAAUGAUAAAUAACAACAAAACAGGUUCAGAAAAUAACUACAUUCUAAGGAUUGAGCCUCUUUUACCAAAUACCUCGUCAAUAGAAGCUAGUUUAAAGCUCCCUUAUCUACGACCUGUGUCUACCGGAAGUUGUUUACAGCUUGAAUAUCGUACCAAGAACCUAAAGUUAGAAUUAAAAACAGCGUCCCAGACUUUGACUCUUCUUUCUGAAAGCAAUGAAUGGAAGUUUGUGAACGUAAAUAUUCGCCCAGAAGCAAAAGAGUAUCAGGUUUCAAUUUCUUCUGUUUCCUUACCAGCCUUUUCAAAAUUUGCAGAAGUAAAAUACAUUCGUGUUCGAGAAGGAUCCUGUCAAGGUUGUUUUCCUUGUUUCAAUGACGGCUUGUGUGUUAACAAAUCCGGAUUUUGUGAUGUGAAUAUAGACUGUCCUGAUUUUUCAGACGAAAGGAAUUGUGCCCUGGAAUGUUUUUUUCAUAACUACUACGCCGGGUUUCGAAAUGAAACAAUUUCAUUUGAUCCCUGCACAAAUGGAAAAUGUAGUUUCCACAAAGAACGCUACGCUAAACCAGGAUGUGUUGUUGAAAAUAAAUGGAAGCUUUGUAAUCUUGAUGAAUGUGAACGUGGGAAUUUGACGUGCACAUUUGUUGACAAUACGUGUGGGUGGAAACCAUGGAAGAACGGCUUAAAGUGGAGUCGAAAAGUUAAUAAAAACACUGGAAAAGCAUUUGUGUUUCCUGAUAAAACAAUUGACGUGAACUGGAGUUCGGAAGACAUAUCAAUUCUAUAUAGUGCACCCCAGCCACCAUCAACGGAAUACAGUUGCCUUAGUAUAUCGUACUCUGGAAGAAAUAGUCACAUUGAAGCGUUUAUUACUAAAGGAACGAUGUUAUCGAAAGAGAGGAAAGUACCGGUAUUUCAACAUCUGCACAUAGACUCAGACGAUGUUAAGUCCACCACUUUCCAGACACCCAUAGACACCGCGUUCAUGGUUAUGAUACAAGCAAACUACACAUCUAAAUCGGAUAGCGUUCUAAAAAUCCACACCAUAUUCCAAGAAAUCGGAAUUUGCAAAGAUAAAGACCCAUGUGAUCUUUCCCAGUUCCAGUGCAUUGAUGGAAGUUGUAUUUCGAGUCAAAAGCUUUGCAACAAUAUCAGCAAUUGUCCUGAGGAUGAAGAUGAAACGUUUUGCAAACAAAAAAGUUUUAUCAUAGGAGUCCCAAUUGUACAUGUAUGUCCGGCUCAUUGCCAAUGCCAUGAUUUGAUCUUCAAAUGUAGUUCCAUCAUAGACGUUACUGAUGAGGCAAGGUCACUUGAAAUAUUAAGUUUUCACAACUUUGACAUUCAACGUUUGGAAGCGUUCAGAUAUCUUGUCAAUCUGAAUUUAUCUGCAUCUCUUGACAAAAAUACUUCUCUAAGGGAUAUUUUAGAACACUUAGGUUCCAGACAUUUGCAAAAAUUAGACAUCUCAUUUAAUUAUAUAACUUUCAUAACAGCAGACAUUUCCUUUAAAAACCUUCCAAAUUUAUUGUAUUUUAACGUAUCAAACAACAUGAUUCAUUAUUUAGACCUUAGUUUUCUGAAACAAAUUCCAACCCUUCGCUUUUUAAAUCUGAAAAAUAAUAAAAUAAACGAAAUGUAUUUUUAUGACAACAAAUAUUAUGAUGAUUCCAAUGAAACCAAUCUUGCUCUCUUGGAUCUAACGGGUAACGAGAUACGAAGUAUUCAGCCUGGAUCUCUUUAUUUUUUGAAAGCAUUGAUUAAACUAGAUUUGAGGGAUAACAACAUUUCAAAUACAAAUAACUAUUUCUCAAAAUCCAUGAAAAUAAUAACGUAUCUUGAUUUGGGCUAUAAUUCAAUAGAAAAGUUAUCUUUAGACAUGUUUAAGGGUUUAAACAGACUAAUAGAGCUAAACAUGGAGCACAAUAAAAUAGAACAACUUGAUCCUUUUACCUUUUUCUCUCUUCCUUCUUUACAUACAUUAAAUUUAGCUUUCAACAAUGUACGUACAAUACACAGAUUAGCGAUGGAAAAUUUAAGUUCCCUAAAAAAACUUAAUCUUACUGGAAACAAAAUAGUACACCUAGGUGCAUCUCUUUUCGCUGCUUUAAAACAUCUCCAAAUUCUUGAUUUAUCUGAGAAUGCAAUGAAGACGCUUGAGCGCAAUGCUUUUGAAAGUCUGGGGGAACUGAAGUCUCUAUACAUUCAUGGAAAUGAGUUAGUUGUCUCCAAAUCGAUGUUUGAAGGCUUGUGUAAUUUGGAAAGGUUGCGGACAGAUUCGUACAUCAUCUGUUGUGUUAGACCUUCGACAGUUGACGUUGAGAAAUGCAUCUCUCCUCGUGAUCGUAUAUCGACAUGUGAACAAUUGAUAAGUGUUGGGGUUUUGGCACAGAUGAUCUGGUAUAUGGCACUAUUUUCCUUCGGUGGUAAUAUUUUCGUUAUUUAUUACCGACUGAAAAUUUACUUCAAGGGAAGCGCGACGUCACAAACCUUAUUAAUUUUGAAUCUAAGCAUUUCAGAUUUAUUGAUGGGAAUAUAUUUGUUCAUUAUCGCAGUAGCGGACUUAGAAUACCGAAAUAAGUAUGGAUUGAACGACAGUAAGUGGCGAUUCAGUAACAUAUGUACUGCAGCUGGAUUAUUGGCAACAAUUUCUAGCGAGGCCUCCGUUCUUUUCGUUUUCUUGAUAACUGCAGAAAGAUUUAUAGCAUUUAAAUAUCCAUUUUCAAGUGCAAACCUUAAAACCCAGAAAUGUGGCACAUGUGCAGCAAUCACUGUAUGGCUAUUUGCUGUUGGUAUUGCAACAGCUCCCUUGUUUUUCUACUCGGAUUUCUAUAGCAGGUCUACGGUUUGCAUAUCGUUGCCUUUAACAACAGAUAUGUUCUCCGGUUGGGAAUAUUCUACAUUGGUUUUUAUUGUAUUUAACCUAUUAGUUUUCAUUGCUGUUGUUCUUGGACAAAUACUUAUUUUUGCUGAAGUAAAACGCAUUGGAAGUAAUGUAACGAAUGAUACAACAAAGAGAGAGAUUGCUGUCUUCAAGUCAUUGUCCUAUGUAGUGUUAUCAGACGCAUUUUGCUGGAUACCAAUUGUAAUAAUAGGACUAUUGGCAUUGGGAGGCGUCAAUAUUUCAUCAGACGUUUACGCUUGGAUUGUCGUUGUCGUUCUGCCGAUAAACUCUGCGUUAAACCCAUUCAUCUACACAUUAAGUAUAAUGAACAAGAACAAGACAAAGCAGUCUCAUUCGAAGAGCACAUAGAGAGAGAAGAAAAUAUUUUCUUUCAAUAAUCAAAUCUAAAUAAGAUAAAAGGAGAAACAUGCGUUUUAUUGCAUGCUUGAUAAUCCUUGAGCUAAUUAAUUCAUAUUUGAAUUCCCUACAAUAAAUUAAGGUCAAGAUCUAGUAAAUGAUUCCAGAUAGUCUUUUUGGUGCAAGAACCAUUAUGACGUCAUAAUUGAUUUGAAGAAUCUUUUUCCCGUACUUUACGACUUAAAAGGAAUUAUGUAGAAUAUUUAACAAUUUCUUGACAUUCUAUGUUAAAUCAUGGGAAAAGAAAUCCCAAUACCUAUAUUCAAUUUGACAUCAUUUUAAAGAGGAAGUCAAAAGCUUGUUUAAUUUCGUUUUUGGUAAGACUGUAGGCAUUCUAGAUAUAUUUUAUUAGUCAAAAAUGGACAAAACUAAUUUUGUUCCUCAAUUUCUUCAUAUUCCAUUGAUAAUGACAGUUUAAAACCUGAUUUUUCAUUGUGUUUACCAAACAUUUUAGCCCCGGUACACCCUAUGAAACAAAUCUAUUGUUAUGAAUUAUCAUGAAAAGAAUUUAUAUUUUAAAUUGUAUUAACCUGUAGGCACCUUUCAUUUACUAGAUCUUGACCUUAAACGAAAACAAAAAUCAUUUUUGCCCGAAAUAUAUUAUCAUAGAUGUGUAAGAUACACCGCAAAGAUGUUUUUGCACGGGGUAUGCAGUUUGAAAACUUGUUGUUAUUUGAACGGUUCUUAUCUUUA
Messenger RNA from Magallana angulata, 4517 nucleotides. RefSeq names its product relaxin receptor 1-like. The record is from RefSeq and is a predicted model, not a curated record. Gene Ontology annotation, cellular component: membrane. Lineage: Eukaryota; Metazoa; Mollusca; Bivalvia; Ostreida; Ostreidae. The transcript has 13 exons. Bases 66 to 3776 code for a protein of 1236 amino acids. Gene Ontology annotation, molecular function: protein binding; G protein-coupled receptor activity. Gene Ontology annotation, biological process: G protein-coupled receptor signaling pathway.